Messenger RNA from Harpia harpyja (harpy eagle), 1032 nucleotides. RefSeq lists its product as uncharacterized. NCBI's taxonomy places the organism in Eukaryota, Metazoa, Chordata, Aves, Accipitriformes, Accipitridae. Bases 1 to 753 code for a protein of 250 amino acids. The record is from RefSeq and is a predicted model, not a curated record. The transcript is spliced from 5 exons.
AUGGAGAUGGGGGCAGCUUCCCGCUGCGCCCGCUCCCCGACCAGCCGUGCGUACGCGCCUCCAGAGCGCAUGCACCAUAGCGCGCUGUCCUGUGCCUGGGGCAGCCCUGCGUUCGCCUGCCGACUCUGGCCCUUCCAGCGCGCCAUCGGCAGCCGGCGCGUGCGCGGUCCGUGGGAGCAGCAUGGCGUCGCGCUGGGCGCGGGUCUGGGCGGCAGCGGUCCGUUCCCGAGGGCAGAAGUGAGGUGGGGGUCCCCCGGCUCUCCUGGGGCAGCCCCCCCGCGAGGGGGUGCAGGCGAGGUGUUGUCGUCCCCUCGCUACCGGGCAAAGGGGAGAGAAACCGGCUGGUCGGAGCUCCUGGGGCGCAGAGCCCUUCCAGCAGAAUCCUCCCCUGUCUUUUCACCGUUGGCUGGGUGUGACAAACAGGUUUACUUUUUGCCUCCUCUUUUCCCAGUGUCACCUUCCGUGUCACACGAAGAAAAUCCUGCAUGGUUAAUUCUGCUUGCUGCUCAGGUGGAUGUCAGCUGCCACCAUUUCACUGCGGUUGCCCUUUCUUCUGCCAUGAAAGUACAAGACACAUGGAAAGAUUCCAUAGUGGUCUGCGAGUACAAGCUUUAUUCCCCAAACAAGCAAGAUGUACAGCAGCAGCAGCGCAAGGGCUGUAGCUGUUGUGGUGGAUCUGUAAGUGUAGAUUCUGAUUGCGUACGACCUCGUCCCGCAGCCUCCCAGGGUUAUCUCCCUGCAGCAGUGCCGUAAGGAAGGGAGGAGGCGUUUUCCAACACCGGCAGGAGUGUUUACUUUUAUGCUAAGAAGUUGUUCAAAAUCGUAUCAGUCUUAAUGCUGAUUUUAAGAGUUCAACUUGCUCUAACUUUUAAAGGAGGUGGUGUAUUUUGAGCUGACCUGUUUACCUGGAACCCUGCUUUAGCUCAGCUACUCUUCUUGUGCACCCCCAGCCUCUGCUGGCAGGGCAGUAUGAGAAGCUGGAAAGUCCUUGACUUAGUAUAAACACGGCUUAGAAACAACUAAAAACAUCAG